AUGGAUGGUGGAUAUAGUGAUGAUGGUUUGUAUUUUUGCAGGUUGCCAGGUAUGAAGGGUAAAUGCAAAACGAAUGGACAGGUUAUGGGUGGUACUGGUGUUGUUAGUAAGCAGCCUAGGAGCACUGGAGCAGUAUCGGCUACGACUGCUCCGAAAACGAUGCCACUUAUCUCUACUAAAGACGAGGUCAAAGGGAAUGGUCAUGUCGCUAGAAAUGGAACUGCGCCUAAAGAUCGUGCCAUAACUACUGCACCGAAACCUCGAAAAACAGCACAAGCUGACAUGCAGGAUCACACGAGUCAACAACAAAGUUCAGAUUACAUCAGGAUACGUUUAAAACCCGCACAUAUGUAUUCUGACGAAGACGACUCCGUACCCAUCGAACCAGCCCCUCCGUCCGUCAAACCAGUGACUUUAGAUCUACGUCAAUCCGAUGACACGAUUCACAAGCACCCUGAUCAGAAAUCGUUCAAACCUGCAUCUGGUCACAAACCACAGAAUAGGUCACCAUCGCCAUCACCAGCCUCGGCUUCCAGAAAGAGUUCUUUCUGCUCGUUGUUCAAAUCGAAAGAGACCAUAAGUCAACCAGAUUCGCCGCGAAUCAAGGCGACCGAUAAAUCUGGUUCGGUUCUGUCUUUGUUUAGACCGAGAGCCAAGUCGAAAAGUAAAUCUCCGGUUGUUGAACACAGACACAGACAAAUGGUGCCUGUACAGAAAGAACCCGAAGAACCUGUCUACAUCCGAAUACCUCUCCACACCCCGACCGAAGAAGAUCUAAAGUCCGGUGUCAUAGGCACCAGACAAGAUUUGGAGAAAGUUUUUGGCCGUGAAGUCAACAGACCAAGUGACAUUCCAUCCAAUCGAUCCAGAAAACCUAGUGACGAAGGAUCUUCUAGAAAUGUCAGGGUACAGAAAAAAUCACCGCCGUCUGAUGGUAUCAGAAUACCUCUCCAUGGACCGCCGGUAAAACAAGAAGACAUUAUGAAAGUUUUUGAGAGUUGUUCGCGACCAAAGAAUGACGAUUCGAUGAAACUGAAAAGUGACAGUGUAAGAAUUCCAGUGCGUACUAUGACACCAGAAGAUUUAUCAGGGCUUGUGGACACCAGGAAGAUUGAUUUUGAUAAAUCGAAGGAUUAUAUACAUAUUUCUUUGCAUACGCCGCCGCAUGAAAAACCUGCAGAUUGUUUUACCAAAGUUAAAAUUGCUGAUGGUAAAAAAGUGGUGAAGGCGCAUAAAGGCGAAAGCAAUACUCCCAAGUUGCAAAAAACGGAUAGAAUCGAUGAUUCGAGACCUAAAGAAGUUCCUAAAAAGCAAUCCAAGUGUAGAAGGAUACCGUUACCUGAUGGUAGUAUUAGGAUUCCUUUACGUUCACCCAGUGAUGAAGAAGUCCCUGAACAAGCUGCUGAAGUUUCUAAGAAUUUUGAACCAGAACCAGAAAAACCGGAGAUAAAUUUUGAUGAAGUGAUUAAACAAGUUAAAGAAAUCCAACUGAAAUCUGAUUUAAGUAGGCAAAGUGAUAAAAAAGUGGAGGAAAAAGUUAGUUCACCUCAGGAAGAGAAGAAAAAAACAAAAAAACGUUUAGUCUUCACUACAAAAUUAGGCAGUCGCGAGGAACAAGUUUUCAGCACCCAGUUCAGUUUGAGCAAAACCGAGAGCCAAUGUAGUCAACCAGCGUCUCCAGAAGACCAAAAAGCUUCUACUGAACCAUCAAUUCCACCAGAAGAAACAAAAGUAGCUUCACCACCCAAAGUAGCCGCAAAACCUGCACGCAAAAUGUUUUUAUCCAAACGCACCCUCGCCCAACAAAUUUUAGACUACGAACGCGAUCGUGUUAAAACCGAAGACGAACUUUUGGAAGCGAAACCGAGUGAAACUGUCUCUAAACCUGCAGUGCAUGAAUUUAGUGAUGUAGUUAAUAAAAUUAGUGAAACGCUACCUCAACAAGUGGUUAGUGAACCUUUAUUUACAAAACAAGAGAUUGUUAAGGAUACUGCAGAUGUUGUGGUGCAUAAUGGUGGUAGGAAGAAGGAAUUUGUCAAAACCGAUUCGUUUCAGCAAGCUAUGAGGACGACUCCUGAUGAUGAACAGAGAAGCCUAAGGUCUCCUAAUAUUCCAUCACCAUCUUCCGAAACUCUUCUCGGGCGCCCAAAACGGACACCAUCAUCCGAUGGUUCCGUAUCACCACGUUCGAGCAGUUCUGCCGCCGUCAGGAGACGUGCAGAACUGGAACGAGCACAAAGAAGUCAUCGGUCGUCCGAGGACGAAAUGGACGACGACAGAGGUGCGACUAUAGACGACAGAGAUAGAGUGGCCGUUGUCGAUCUUCAGAGAAGGUCAUCGUCGUCUUCUUCAGGCGGCGAGGAGGAAGGCGCCAGGAAAAGGAGGAGGAUGCUGAGGGCGCAAAUUGCAGAGCAGGAGCCGGAGGCUAGGGUUCUGGUCGCUGAGUUGAAUGAGGACUCUUUUGAGUUGGAGGAGUUUCCUUAUGUUCCUACGACUUUACCGCAAGAACGUCCUGUGGCUGUUCCUAUAGUACCCGUCAAGCAGCGGAGGAAAAAUAAUAAAACCACUUGCAAAUACAAAGAAGAUGCAAUUUUAGGAAGAAGUGCUUCAGUGAGUGCUGUAUCGUCUUUAGGAUUCCGUGAAGAGGGUGCCUUGGAUUUGAGAUCAAGUACUGAAGAACUUGACUUUUUGGGACCUGGUGCCAAACCAGUCGAGGAACCGAGGAGAGAAUCACAGUGUUCUGAGGUCGUCCUCCUCUGUAUAUCAGGGCGCACAAGUCGUGUCUCCAGUCUAAGUUCUAAACAUUUUUUGUGGCACAGGAUCGCCUGCAGCUGGGGGAGUUGCUGUGGCAGACGUAGAGACUGUGGAACUCCUUUAAGGAGAGCCCAAAACGCUGCUGGAAGUGCCGUUAGUGAAGCCGAAAAAGUUUUACUUGCCAGAGGAACUGAUCCUACAGAAGCUGUACUGGCUGAAGGGUUCAGGUUGCCAGGUAUGAAGGGUAAAUGCAAAACGAAUGGACAGGUUAUGGGUGGUACUGGUGUUGUUAGUAAGCAGCCUAGGAGCACUGGAGCAGUAUCGGCUACGACUGCUCCGAAAACGAUGCCACUUAUCUCUACUAAAGACGAGGUCAAAGGGAAUGGUCAUGUCGCUAGAAAUGGAACUGCGCCUAAAGAUCGUGCCAUAACUACUGCACCGAAACCUCGAAAAACAGCACAAGCUGACAUGCAGGAUCACACGAGUCAACAACAAAGUUCAGAUUACAUCAGGAUACGUUUGAAACCUGCACAUAUGUAUUCUGAUGAAGACGACUCCGUACCCAUCGAACCAGCUCCUCCGUCCGUCAAACCGGUGACUUUGGAUCUACGUCAAUCCGAUGACACGAUUCACAGGCACCCUGAUCAGAAAUCGUCCAAACCUGCAUCUGGUCAAAAACCACAGAAUAGGUCACCAUCGCCAUCACCGGCCUCGGCUUCCAGAAAGAGUUCUUUCUGCUCGUUGUUCAAAUCGAAAGAGACCAUAAGUCAACCGGAUUCGCCGCGAAUCAAGGCGACCGAUAAAUCUGGUUCGGUUCUGUCUUUGUUUAGACCGAGAGCCAAGUCGAAAAGUAAAUCUCCGGUUGUUGAACACAGGCACAGACAAAUGGUGCCUGUACAGAAAGAACCCGAAGAACCUGUCUACAUCCGAAUACCUCUCCACACUCCCACUGAAGAAGAUCUAAAGUCCGGUGUCAUAGGCACCAGGCAAGAUCUGGAGAAAGUUUUUGGCCGAGAAGUCAACAGACCAAGUGACAUUCCAUCCAAUCGAUCCAGAAAACCUAGUGAGGAAGGAUCUUCUAGAAAUGUCAGGGUACAGAAAAAAUCACCGCCGUCUGAUGGUAUCAGAAUACCUCUCCAUGGACCGCCGGUAAAACAAGAAGACAUCAUGAAAGUUUUUGAAAGUUGUUCGCGACCAAAGAACGACGAUUCGAUGAAACUGAAAAGUGAUAGUGUAAGAAUUCCAGUACGUACUAUGACACCAGAAGAUUUAUCAGGACUUGUGGAUAGCAGGAAGAUUGAUUUUGAUAAGUCCAAGGAUUAUAUACAUAUUUCUUUGCACACGCCGCCGCAUGAAAAACCUGCAGAUUGUUUUACCAAAGUUAAAAUCGCUGAUGGUAAAAAAGUGGCGAAGGCGCAUAAAGGCGAAAGCAAUACUCCCAAGUUGCAAAAAACGGAUAGAAUCGAUGAUUCGAAAUCUAAAGAAGUUCCUAAAAAGCAAACCAAGUGUAGAAGGAUACCUUUACCUGAUGGUAGCAUUAGGAUUCCUUUACGUUCACCCAGUGAUGAAGAAGUCCCUGCUGAAGUUUCUAAGAAUAUUGAACCAGAACCAGAAAAACCGGACAUAAAUUUUGAUGAAGUGAUUAAACAAGUUAAAGAAAUCCAACUGAAAUCUGAUUUAAGUAGGCAGCAAGUGGAGGAAAAAGUAAGUUCGCCUCAGGAAGGAAAGAAAAAAACAAAAAAACGUUUAGUCUUCACCACAAAAUUAGGCAGUCGCGAGGAACAAGUUUUCAGCACCCAGUUCAGUUUGAGCAAAGCCGAGAGCCAAUGUAGUCAACCAGCGUCUCCAGAAGACCAAAAAGCUUCUACUGAACCAUCAAUUCCACCAGAAGAAACAAAAAUAUCUACUUCACCGCCCAAAGUAGCCGCAAAACCUGCACGCAAAAUGUUUUUAUCAAAACGUACCCUCGCCCAACAAAUUUUAGACUACGAACGCGAUCGUGUUAAAACUGAAGAUGAACUUUUGGAAGCGAAACCGAGUGAAAUUGUCUCUAAACCUGCAGUGCAUGAAUUUAGUGAUGUAGUUAAUAAAAUUAGUGAAACGCUACCUCAACAAGUGGUUAGUGAACCUUUAUUUACAAAACAAGAGAUUGUUAAGGAUACUGCAGAUGUUGUGGUGCAUAAUGGUGGUAGGAAGAAGGAAUUUGUCAAAACCGAUUCGUUUCAGCAAGCUAUGAGGACGACUCCUGAUGAUGAACAGAGAAGCCUAAGGUCUCCUAAUAUUCCAUCACCAUCUUCCGAAACUCUUCUCGGGCGCCCAAAACGGACACCAUCAUCCGAUGGUUCCGUAUCACCACGUUCGAGCAGUUCUGCCGCCGUCAGGAGACGUGCAGAACUGGAACGAGCACAAAGAAGUCAUCGGUCGUCCGAGGACGAAAUGGACGACGACAGAGGUGCGACUAUAGACGACAGAGAUAGAGUGGCCGUUGUCGAUCUUCAGAGAAGGUCAUCGUCGUCUUCUUCAGGCGGCGAGGAGGAAGGCGCCAGGAAAAGGAGGAGGAUGCUGAGGGCGCAAAUUGCAGAGCAGGAGCCGGAGGCUAGGGUUCUGGUCGCUGAGUUGAAUGAGGACUCUUUUGAGUUGGAGGAGUUUCCUUAUGUUCCUACGACUUUACCGCAAGAACGUCCUGUGGCUGUUCCUAUAGUACCCGUCAAGCAGCGGAGGAAAAAUAAUAUAAAACCACUUGCAACUAGCACAAAGCUACAGCACCAUUUAAACAAAAUAGAAGCAUGGGCCCAGAAGUGGAGACUUAAAAUUAAUGAAUCAAAGUCUUGCCAAGUCACUUUCACCCUAAAGAGAGACAAGGUGGAAAGACCUCGCCCAACAACUCCGAUAGAACCCAGCAGGUUCCAGCAACUUCUGAAAAGUGCAGCUCAGCAAGAAAACUCCUUGACAGCUAGUAAUGCUAAACAACAAUUGCGAAUCAAAUUGCCCUCAACAGCACAUUCAUCUGAAGCAGAAGAAGGACGUCAAAGGUCGCCUAGAAGACCUGUAGCUGAAGCAGCCGAAAGUUGGAUUGAAUUUGCGGAGCAAGCCAUUGCUCCAGCUCGAAGACGCACAGGAUCGACAGCCUCCCAAUCAGGAGAGCAUCAUUCUACAUCGACAUCUAGAAGAGAAUCUUGUUCAACUCCACCGCCGCCUUUGCCUCCAAGGAAAACGCCUCCAAACUCAGCACGAGAAGAAAGAACCAUGUCGAGAUCUGCUCCGGUCAAAAGUUGGAUAAAUUUUGAGGACAUUCCUGAAAAGCGGAGGCCGCCGAAGAGGAUACAGACUAUACCGACUGCAGUCAACAUUCCUUCUCAGCAUAGAUCGGCAGCAACGUCGCCUCCGAAUGUGUCGGGUACAAAUCAGUGUUCAGCAGGUCAUGGAGCAGGAGGAUCGUUGACACCUCAAGGAUCUUCUUCAAUGGGCCCAUCACAUGCAGCAGACCGCUCGCCAUCAGCAGCUGCCGAUGAAGAAGAUAGGAAGCCUCUUCUCCAGUUAGACUCGGGUGCAAUCAGCGAUUCCUCGCCAGAAUUGAGUUCGUCUCACGAUCGUCCUCUGGUCGUUUUACCAGGACUUCACCAGCACCAUUCGCCUUCAGAGUACAGCACCCAGCAUUUGACUCCUUCAGGGCAGAGGUCACUUAGUGGGCCCUUUGCAAUGGAUUUAGAUUUGGGGACAUAG
This is a messenger RNA of Ctenocephalides felis (cat flea), 6477 nucleotides long. RefSeq names its product titin-like. The record is from RefSeq and is a predicted model, not a curated record. Bases 1 to 6477 code for a protein of 2158 amino acids. The transcript is spliced from 22 exons. NCBI's taxonomy places the organism in Eukaryota, Metazoa, Arthropoda, Insecta, Siphonaptera, Pulicidae.